UCCAUAACCUACUCAUGCUCGAAUUUGGACAGUACAGCAGCUGUAGGGAAGGAUAGAUCUCUGUAGUAAUGACCUGCAUGGAAAGUCAUCAUCCGUAGGCUAUACAAUAUAACGUUACAUGUACCAUGCAGGUCUCAAAUGCAGAUUUUCUUGUAUAUGUUCUGGACUGCAUGCAUUUAGAAGCUGUCAAGACUCACUAGGAUUGCAAAUGUAUGUUUACCGAUUGUUAUUUUGUUAUCAAUGUUUGCUAACAGUUAGCAGUUAGUUAGAACUGCAGGGAUAGUCUACGGUUAAUGUCAAGAAACUGACAGUUUCAUAACAGUUGUGUUUACCAACGUAACUAGUUAGCUAAUAAUCACGACCGAUUCAACAAAAUAUGGUAAUAAGCUCAUGACUACCCACUUGGCUGUUCACCUUGGACUUGUUGGACGUCAACUUGUUGGUGGCUAGUACAUUUUGAAGGUAGUGCUAACACAACAUGAUGAUGAGUCCCAGUGGUUUCUUAAAACUGUGCCAACGGCCGCCUUCUCUGUCAGCACUACGAAAUGGAAGCAUGUGGAGAUGGAAUUGUAGUGGAAACCUCAUCACAAAUGUCUGCCUAUGGACCCACCCCUCAAAGAGAUGUGUUUCCACAGCCCCCAGCCUCCAUGUGGCAGACUUGACUGAAAGGGAGAAGAGAGUUUUGGAUAAGCUUUAUGAUGGCCUUGUGAAGGGCCAUAGGGCAGCACUUGCAGAGUCAAUUACCCUGGUUGAGACGCAGCACCCAAGAAAGAAGGAGCUAGCCCAGGUCCUGCUGCAGAGAGUGCUGGCAUAUAGGCAGGAGCAGGAGAGAGCCAAUGGAAACCAACCUGUGGCCUUCCGAAUAGGGCUGUCAGGUCCUCCCGGUGCCGGCAAAUCCUCCUUCAUUGAGGUUUUGGGGAAGAUGCUGACUGGACAAGACCAUAGAGUGUCUGUCCUUGCCGUGGACCCGUCCUCGUGCACAACAGGAGGGUCAUUGAUGGGGGAUAAAACGCGCAUGACAGAACUAUCCAGAGAUAUGAAAGCCUUCAUCCGACCAAGCCCUACCUCAGGGACUCUCGGAGGUGUCACAAGGACCACCAAUGAAGCCAUUCUGCUAUGCGAAGGAGCAGGUUAUGAUGUUGUUUUAGUUGAAACAGUUGGUGUUGGACAAUCUGAGUUUGCUGUGGCAGAUAUGGUUGACAUGUUUGUGUUACUGAUACCACCAGCAGGGGGCGAUGAGCUGCAGGGAAUAAAGAGGGGUAUUAUUGAGAUGGCAGACUUGGUGGUAGUGACUAAGUACGAUGGGGACCUAGUGGUUCCGGCUCGUCGGAUACAAGCAGAAUACACCAGUGCCCUGAAGCUGUUGAGGAAGAAGUCUAAGUCUUGGAACCCAAAGGUGGUCCGUGUGUCGUCCCAAACAGGAGAGGGCGUGACUGAGCUGUGGAGCACCAUGCUGGCGUUCAGGUCGGCGGGCCUGUGCAGUGGAGAGCUGCAGACGCGCAGGCGCAGCCAGCAGAAGGUGUGGAUGUGGAGCCUGAUCCAGGAGAACGCGCUGAGGCACUUCCAGGAGCACCCCUCUGUGCGCUCAGCGCUGCCCCUGCUGGAGGAGAGGGUGACCCGCGGGGAGAUCUCACCCGGUCUGGCCGCAGACCUCCUCCUCAAGGCAUUCACCUCCACUACCUCAUGAGCAAGAGCAGGGCUCCAAAGCAUUGCUGUCAGUCUAGCAUGAUGAGCACAUCUCCUAUGCUAGAGAUUCACUUGAAGCGCUCGCUGCUCUGAUUCUGCAGCACAGAUGAGAGUGUUGGGGAGCACACAGGGACUGGUGGAGUUGUUAGACUGAGACUGGACCUUCAGUGUGAUGUGUGUGUCUUUGAUCAGAAUCCAGGUGGAGGCGUGUGUAAUAACAGCUGCUCUUAGGGUGAACUAUGAUGUGAAUAUCUCAUCCUCACUAAUGGACAAUCACUGUUAGAAUUUAACCUUUUACUGAAUUGAACCUUUUAAUCAUCAUUUAUGCUUGAGAUUUCAAGGGAUCACACUUACAGAUACAAUUCAUCUCCUGUAUGGCAAGUCAUUUUGGAUAAAAUCCUUUCUUGAAUCAA
Molecule: messenger RNA, 2099 nt
Organism: Alosa alosa (allis shad)
Lineage: Eukaryota; Metazoa; Chordata; Actinopteri; Clupeiformes; Clupeidae
Gene: mmaa
Product: metabolism of cobalamin associated A
Exons: 7
Coding region: 479-1687 (402 amino acids)
Cellular component (GO): cytoplasm
Molecular function (GO): GTP binding; GTPase activity
Source: RefSeq, a predicted model, not a curated record